AUGGAUAUUGAAUUUGAUAUUUGUUUUUUACUUCAAAGACAGAACUAUUCUCGAGCAGAAUUUAUACGCGUCAUAAAAAAGUUAAGGGAGGAUAUAUACUUUUAUAAAAAAACUGUGGCGCACAGUAAUGACAUUGAAAGUUCCGAAACUAAAAAGCAUGAGUUUAAAAAGCAAAUUGCGCCUCUUAGCGUUACACAAAACGGUGUUUGGCUACUGUCUGAACCGUCAUAA
Molecule: messenger RNA, 231 nt
Organism: Acaulospora morrowiae
Lineage: Eukaryota; Fungi; Glomeromycota; Glomeromycetes; Diversisporales; Acaulosporaceae
Source: the annotation of a GenBank genome assembly